Xenopus laevis (African clawed frog) is the source of this 1136-nucleotide messenger RNA. RefSeq lists its product as uncharacterized. The record is from RefSeq and is a predicted model, not a curated record. The transcript is spliced from 8 exons. The coding region runs from base 152 to 1114 and encodes 320 amino acids. Lineage: Eukaryota; Metazoa; Chordata; Amphibia; Anura; Pipidae.
UUUUUAACGUAUACAGAAUGGAAUGUGUCCUUAAUUGAAGUCCGUGUAGUGAGAGAGUUAAAGUAAUCCAAUACCAGGAUGUGGGAUUGGAGGUCACGUGAGUAGUCUGGACGAAUGGGGGAGCUCCACACUCGCAGAGAGGAAAUCUGGAAUGAAUAGGAGAGGCCUGAAUAGAAAGAGGAGUGUGAAAAUGUUUGAACAUAACGUAUUUAGAAUUCUCCUGAUUUUCCUGGCUUUUGCUGUUUAUACAACAAUGGUGGCUUUCAAUGCUAUAGCUGGUGCAGGACGACAAAGAAAUCUAUUCCUGCAAAGUGUGGGAAAUAUUUCCAACAAAUUCAACACAGACAUUACCCCAGCUGGAUGGACAUUUGCCUUAAUCUGGAAUGUCAUAUUUUUCUGGCAGUUCCUCUGGUUUGGAUACAUUCUUUCUGGAAUCUGUAGAAGGAGUCAAUUGGGAUGGAUGUAUCUGCAACCAAAUGUCUUCCCAGUGCCCUUCUACCUUGUUUGGAUGUUGAACAAUGUCUUAAACAUAGGAUGGCUUUUCCUUUGGGACAGAGAAUACCUCAUUCCUGCUCUGGUGUUUCUGGGUGCCAUUACCUUUACAAACUACAUAGUGCUCUUCAUUUCUUACCGAGCCCUCUAUCUUAAUGGAGACUGGUUACAUGCGCAGCGCAAAGUGGACUUGUGGCUUAUUCGCAUAUUAGCCCAGAAUGGUAUUGCUUUGUAUACAACAUGGACAACAAUUGCCUGCUUGUUAAACUUUGCCGUCUGCCUGACAUACAAUGGAGGAAUUAGCAGUAGUACAUCAGCCACUGUAGCUCUGGCCAUCCUGGCUUUUGAACUGCUUUUAUGGUUUUGCUUGGAAAACUUUGUGUUUGAUAAAUAUGUUAGAUACACAAUAACAGUAUAUCCUAUAGUCAUUCUUGGUUUAUCUGGAGCCUUGGACAAAAACUUCAUCAAAUCUGACCCGGACCAAAAUGGUAUUUUUAUAGCUGUGCUGCUUGCCGUGGCUUGCGCUGCAUUUGCCGUGCGACUGGUGUUGGUUAUUUGGAAGCACUUCAAAUAUCCACUUUAUGGACCCAUGUCUCACAGGAGCGCCUUCCCUCUGUCCUAAAUAAAAGAAAGAAGAGCAGUUA